Messenger RNA from Oryzias melastigma (Indian medaka), 7379 nucleotides. RefSeq names its product SRC kinase signaling inhibitor 1 (gene srcin1a). Lineage: Eukaryota; Metazoa; Chordata; Actinopteri; Beloniformes; Adrianichthyidae. The transcript is spliced from 23 exons. The record is from RefSeq and is a predicted model, not a curated record. Gene Ontology annotation, biological process: regulation of dendritic spine morphogenesis. Gene Ontology annotation, cellular component: postsynaptic density; actin cytoskeleton; cytoplasm. Bases 894 to 5495 code for a protein of 1533 amino acids.
CUUGUAUAACAGGUUUUCUUCAUCGCUUCUGCACGGUGUGCCAUCCAACCAGCUGGCAGUCCUCCUGUUACACUCUGUGGAGGCAGGGAUGGAGGGGGGUGGCGAGGGGGGUGCUCUUGGACAGCAGCGUGGAUGUAGCAGAGUGGAUGCUGCGAGGCAGCAUCAGUUAAAAGAUUGUAGGUUAGCAACGAGGAGCUGGAGGGGGAGAGGAGCUGGGUGGAGGCACCAUGUGUGGGAGGAAAGGGGGGGGGGCAUCAGUGAAGCAGGUGGUGUUGUUGGGCGUGAUUGCAUGUGUGCAAAAAAAAAAAAAAAAGAGAGUUAAGUGACAGAUUUUUGUUGUGUGUGGUCAAGAACAAAGUGUGACGGGUGACAGGCGUGUGCCGCCAACCUCUGAGAGUAAAGGAAGGAAAGUACAAAAAAACAAGAUGUACAUGGAUGAAUAGGUCCUUAAUUCUGUGAUUAGUCACCCAGUUUUAUCAACAUUUUUUAGUUUUUAAACCACCUUUUUGCUAAAAAUACAACUUCUCCAUCUUUAGAAAGCAUUAAAAAUGGAUUUCAUGUUGAAAUCCAGGGAGGAGCAUCUUUGAUCCUUUCUGAAAACACCUGCAACACCUGAGCUAGCAGGAGAUCAUGAGGGAAAAUAUUAGAGAAAACAUUCUAAUAUCAUUAAAAAAUACACCAAAAUGUAAUAAAACCAACACAUGCUCACUUUCCAGACUCAAAGAACAACAGCAAACCACUCGGGGGAAUCAUCCUUAUUCAAAUCUCUCUCUUACUCCUCAUUCUUCUCCACUUUGUCUUCCUCCCCUCCUCUUCAUCCCUUGCUUGUCUCUCACCAAGGGACAGUCUGGUAGCUAGUGGGAAGAGGGAAAGCAGGAGACAAGGCGGAGGAUAUGAAAGACGGCGAAAGAAUGAAAGGAAGUUCAAAAGAACAGAAGAUCAAAAAAUGGUUUGCUCGGAGAUGGACGGCCAACUCUGGGGUCUGCUAUCCUAAGCAAGAUCCCGAGCGUGGUGGCAGUCACAUGAUCUCGACAGAUGAUCUGGAAUAUCCAAGAGAGUACCGGACGCUGGGGAACAGUGCUCGACGCUUCUCCAAUGUGGGGCUGGUGCACACGUCGGAGCACCGCCACACGGUCAGCGCCGCCCAGAGCCUGGAGGCUCUCACCAACCUGCACAAGGCGGACAUGGAGCGCAAGAGGGACGCCUUCAUGGAUCACCUCAAAAGCAAGUACCAGCAGCAGCAGCAGCAGCAGCAGCAACUGCAGCAUCCCCACCACAGCCCCCACCACAACCCACCGUCGCCCUCACCCUCCCACGCCAGCAUGAGGGGCACGUCAGAGCGCUCUGCACGAGAACAGCAACAACCCAACUACUGGAGCUUUAAGAGUCGCAGUCCACGACAUUCCCAGUCUACCCAGUCUGGGCUUGCCGACCAGGCCGCCAAGCUCUCGUUCGCUUCAGCCGAAUCCUUGGAGACCAUGUCGGAGGCGGACAUUCCCAUCGGGUUCAAUCGGAUGAACCGCUUUCGUCAGAGCCUGCCACUGUCCCGCUCCGCCAGUCAGAAUAAGCUCCGAUCUCCAGAUGAAUUUUCAGGCGUGCUGUUCCUGCAGUAUGGAGAUGAGACACGCCGGGUGCACAUCACCCAUGAGCUGAGCAGCCUGGACACGCUGCAUGCUCUCAUCGUGCACAUGUUCCCUCAGAAGUUGACAGCGGGUAUGUUGAAGUCACCCAACACAGCCAUCUUGAUCAAGGAUGAGGCCCGUAACGUCUUCUACGAGCUGGAGGACGUCAGGGACAUUCAGGAUCGGAGCAUCAUCAAGAUCUACCGCAAAGAGCCCAUCUAUGCCUCUUACACUGGUGCUGCACAUCUGGCUAACGGAGACCUGAGGAGAGAAAUGGUGUAUUCCUCUCACGACUCCUCCCCGACACGCCGCCUUAACACCCUCCCUUCGUCUGCGUCCUCCGGCUCUCCAUCCCGCUCGCGCCUGUCCUACAGCGGGGGUCGCCCUCCAUCAUUGGCCGGGUCCCAUCCCCAGCAUGAGCAGCCCAGACACCCUCAUCAUCCCUCAGCCGGUCAUGGUGCCAACGUAGGCCUUACUCCUUCACCUAGUGCCAUCCUGGAGCGCCGUGACGUCAAGCCUGACGAAGAAGUUUCUGCAAAGAACAAGUCCCUGUUGAAGAACGAGGGGUUGUACGCGGAUCCAUACAGCUUGAUGCACGAGGGCCGCCUCAGUAUUGCCUCCACCCAAUCGUUAGCUGCAAUCGGAGACCCCUUUAGCUUCCCCGCUUCCACCGGCCUUUAUCGACGCGGUUCUGUACGUUCCCUCAGCACCUACUCAGCCGCUGCUCUGCAGGGGGACCUGGACGACUCUCUCUACAAGCCCGGACCGUCGCUGUACUCUGACACAUACUCCUCUGCGACCCUGGGCAUGGGUUUUCGCAUGCCGCCCUCAUCCCCGCAAAAGAUCCCUGACAUGCAGCUGAGAGAAAGGGACCCAUACUCCAGCUCGCCCAGAGCAUCACCAGUCAGGCAGACGUUUCGCAAGGACUCCUCUUCCUCCGUGUUUGUGGAGAGCCCAAAGUCGAGACCAAGCUCCGGAUCUGACCCUUUGUGCCUCACUGGACCUGGGGACGGCAACAGAGGCAUGUCGGGUUUUGGUCCUUCUUUAUCUGGACAAGAUAUGGAAGCCAGCAGGGAUCAUCGCCUGGAGCGCAUGGAGGCUAUGGAGAAGCAGAUAGCCAGCCUGACGGGUCUGGUCCAAAGUGUUCUGACCAGAGCGCCAGACAGUGACAGCACAUGCGGCCUGCUGCGUCUCUGCAUGAUGGCGGGCUGCCCUCCAGACCAAGGGACGGAGUUUUCACGGCCAUUACCUUUCUCUUCCAGCGAGAAGACCGAAACCAACAGUGACGGCUCCGCCACUGGAACUGGACGGUCGAAGAAGAAAGCAAACACCCCGUCGGCACCUCUAGCUCUGAUGCCGCCGCCGCCCUCCAACUUGACCCCGGUGAACAGCGUCGGUCGCCUGCAGAUGAAGCUCCAUCUGCACGGUCUGCAGCAAAACGCCACCGACCUGCGGAAACAGCUCUCUCAGCUGCGCAAGCUACAGCUAGAGAACCAGGAUUCAGUUCGAUCUCUGCUGAAACGGACCGAGGCCGAGCUGAACAUUCGCGUGGCGGACGCUGUGAGGAAACAGGAGGACCCCCUCCAGAGACAGCGCCUCCUGGUGGAGGAGGAGAGGCUCAAGUACCUCAACGAGGAGGAACUCAUCAUCCAGCAGCUCCACGACCUGGAGAAGUCUGUGGAGGAGAUCCAGAAGGAGUCGUCUGUCAACCACAAGCUGGUGACGGCGCAAGAGCUGGAGGAGAAAACGGCACUUCUGAGAAAGCUGGGAGAAACACUUACUGAGCUGAAAAAUCAGUUUCCUGGCCUGCAAAGUAAGAUGCGGGUGGUGCUGCGGGUGGAGGUGGAGGCCGUCAAAUUCCUAAAAGAAGAGCCGCACAGACUUGAUGCCCUGUUGAAACGCUGCAAGACGAUAAGUGACACCCUCAUCACCAUGCGCAAACAAGUGAGUGACGGCGUGUGGAAGAAACCAGAUGACUUCUCCUCAACGAAGCACAACAACGACCUACGAAAGUUUUCCGACUUCGAAAUCCCAACCAGUCCUCCGCUGACGAUCAACGACCUCGGAGGAAGCAACAGUCUCUCCAACUGGAGUCCUCACUCCAGCCUCAGCCGAGGUCUCAGUCACCCGUCCGGCCCUCAGAAAGACAAUCACCCCCCUGUUCCUCACAAAGGAAAAGCUCUUGAAGAGUUAGAGCGCCGUUCAGCUGCUGACAAAGUGCUGUCCAUGGAAGUACGGCUGGCAGCAGAGCGGGACUGGGAGGAGAAGCGGGCCAGUCUUACACAGUACAGUGCCCAGGACAUCAACCGUCUGCUGGAGGAGACGCAGGCUGAGCUGAUGAAGGCUAUUCCAGAUUUGGACUUUGCUGCCAAACAAAUCAAACCCUCCUCCAACAGCCCAUCAACCCAAACCCCUCAGACUGGAGCAGCGACCCAGGAACACCGCACCGGCAAGCCUCAGCAGAAGCUUUCUGCAAAGGAGGGCGGGUCCAGGCGUGGCUCUGAUGAGCUGACGGUGCCGAGAUAUCGCACUGAGAAACCCUCAAAAUCCCCUCCACCCCCACCACCUCGGCGCAGUUUCCCAUCUUCCCCGGGAAUAACCACCCGCAGCGGAGAGCCACUAAUCCCUGGAAAAAGUGUAAAGAAAUCCGAUUCAGAAGAGACUGAGACCCCCAAACCACACAUCAAACUGAGGAGGACCGUAUCCGAGAACCCUCGCCCCGCAUCGACGCCCCCCACCCUGGCAUCGAGAGACAAAGAGGAAGGAGAGGAGGAGAAAAUUGCUGCUGAACUGGAGCUGUUCGAGAGAGUCCCGCUCAGACUCUCUCGGCCCUCCUCACUUUCACUUUCCAGCAGGAGAAGUGCACCCCCCUCCGGUUUGGACCUGUGGCCCCCUGAGGCUCCAGGCACUACUGAGGGAAGGCAGUCGUCUCCUGUCCCUCACAUCGUGUUGACAGAGUGUUUACCUUCACCCACAACCUCCGAGGAUCCAGUCAGAGAUUUAGCAAACACCCACGCGGAGAAGAAUCCACCCCCAGACUGGAUAAGUCACCAAAAAAUACACAAUAUUUCAACUAUUUGUUAUGAAAGACAAACUGCACGUCAGCAGGAGCAACGCUUUUUAGAUCAAGACUGUAAACAGAAAGUUGCCUUACUUCUGACAGAACUGGAGAUUAGGGUGUUAUCUCCCCAGGAGGUGCAGGAGCUCAGGACAACAGGCGGCGUCCUGCAGACUCUGACCGUCUCACCACAAACUAAAGAAGUCUCUGAAGCCCAGCUAGCUGAACGGCCCCUUCUCGUGCUCUUCAAAAGCGAAAUGAAUGUCAGAGAAGCCUACAAACUUCUUUAUUCCCUUCUGGGGUUGUCCAAACCAGUUCCUAAACCCAGAAUAAAAUCCUCUCAGCAGCCAGCGCAGCAGAAUUAUUUAAUAGAUGCUCUUAGAAGGGGGAUGGAGAGCGGGGAUGGCAUGCUGAUGCUUCAGCACACAGCUGACACACAGAGCUCUGCACACAGUCCCGCGGGAAAGUCCCGGGAUGUCCGCCUCAGCACCUACAAGAGACUGGACAGCUUGGAGGAGACCAUCCGAGAGCUGGAGAACACUUUGAUAGAGAUCAGUGGCUUUCCUAACCCCGAGCUGCUGUACGUCGACUCCAUUCCAUCCCAGAGGCCCGACCGUCUGACUGCUGACGCCAAGAAGCCGCCAGUCCCACCUAAACCACCAUCAAUCCAGGGAGGAAAUAACGCCGCCCCCAGUAAGGCCCCCCACUCCACAGCCACGUCCAAACUGAAGCACCUGCAGCAGAACAGCACAGACAAGACUAAGAGCAGCAAGAGAGAAGACUUCAUUAAGAGCCAGAGCCAGCAUCAGCAGUGAGUGACCCUCACCUGAGGCCGCUCUUGCUCACACCUUCCUGCCCUCUUUACUCCCCCAUCCACUUGAUUCACGAAUGGACAGGUUUAAGCAUGCCUGAGGGUUACGCAGAGGUACUAAAGGGAGCCACAACCAAGUUUAUACCUAUAAUUUUUCACGAUUUCCCACUUUGACCCCUGAAGACUUCAUCUUUUUUGCACUCCUCCUCCACCUCCCUCCUGUCUUCUGUUUCCCCUGCUCUAUUUGAAGUCCUUAGGGACCAGCACAACUGGCAUCAUUGAGCCAUACGUCCCUGGUUUCAAAGCAGAUUUGCCCUCCCUGACCGUCUCCUCGAGCCAAGCGAAAGCCCUCCUGGCGAGCCUGUCGGCGUCCGGUCUGAGCGCAGAGGCCCUGCUCCUCUCCUCCGCUCUACGUCGGCGCCGCCUGCUACGCGAGCAGCGAGCCUCCUCCCUGUCCAGCAGCCAAUCAUCCUCCGCCAGCACCCCGACGACGUCCUCGUCUCCAUCCUCUCCCAAUUUCCCAAAUUAUUUUACUUUUUCUGGCCGACAAAGUCUCGACACCUCCUCCUGUCUCAGCAACUCCAACGACGGCGGCGGCAAAACUGGGAAUUUGUACCUCCACCAUGAACACGACCACGAGGAGAAUGUGAGGGAAAGCAACUGAAGCAUCAAAUGACAGCAUCAACUUUUUCUCCAAGUAAAUUCACUCAAGUUUUACUUCUUUUUUGGAAGAGAUUCUCACUCUGAUCUGGUUCCUCUGCAGUUCUCCCACGCAGUCCUACUGCCAGAGACUGAGCGCACGAGCAGGCCUCCCUCCCACUGGCUGUCUGCUCUAAGCUGUUAAGUUGGAUGUAUUCUCAUCUUCAUUUCAGCCGUGAUCAUAGAGAAUAGAACAAUCACCGAACUCGACUAUAUGUUUAUGAUGCUUUUACAUGAAUGUGAAUCUGUUGGGAGGAUUUUCUGAUUAAGGUGAUGAUUGUAGGUAAUAUUUCUUUAAAAUGGCGUCUGAGUUUUGACUUGGUGCUAAAUUUUCCCCUCUGUUUGUGCACCGUCUUCACAUUUCUCAGCACCUCCUUUAAUUUUAUAUCUUCGAAAAAGCAAAUCUCUAAUUAAAAGUUUAAAAUAUAUCAAUAAAUCUACAGACCAAAACAACAAAUUUCUAUUUAAUAGAUAUAGAAAGGCACAGUAACUCAAACAGAAGGGAAAAAAAACGCAUUUCAUAUUGUAUUUGAUUUUAUUUUCUUGUAUGUGUAUUAACUUGUUCUUUACGACAAUCAAGAUGUGUCCACUGUAGCACCGUCCAUGUCGUUUUCAACACCCAUUCCAAAGAUUUAAGCACACAAAACAAUAACAAACACACAUGCAGUAAAGCCAAGCAGACUAACUUUUUUCUCUCACUCAAGUUAAGUCACAUCUGCCGCACCACCAACUGACCAAAACAUUUAAUCUUGUGUGUGUGUGUUCGAUCGGUCUUUUUAAGCUCAAACUUUAUCUGCUGCGAAGAAGCUCCCAGAGCUUUCAGUUGUUUGCACAUUAUCGUUCACAAAUUUAGCUGAUGGCCCCCCAUCAGUAAAAUAAAUCAGCACACUUUACAAAUAUUUGAAAUCCUCUGGCUUUUACAAGAGAGAACAGAAAAACAGCACAAUAUCGACUGAGAUAUAGACGUUUGGAGCUAAUUUAGCUGUAAAACAAUUCAAAUCUUUACCUUAUAUGGAAAUAGUGUAAAAAAAGACCCACUCCAAUUAAAUUGUGUUUUUUGGUGUUUUCAACGCUUUCUUGUGGCAUUUUUCUAAAGAUAGGGGGAUAUAGUCGGAAAAAUAAGCUUUAUUUCUUUUUUCGAUCAAAUGGAGCCCAUAAAGGGAUAUCAGAGUUAAAAAAGAAAAAAAAA